CCUCAGUUCAGUAACAGUAACAUGAAAUCGUGAGUAAUUAUCUGGAGCUUCUGGUAACAGAAACAGGUAAUAGCAAGCUGCAAUGUUUUGUGGUUGCCGUCGGUUACUUCAGGUUUGCGACAGGCAGCCCAGCAGCGCGCUGGCUACGAGCUCCGUGCGAGGAACGACCGCCGAAAUGGGGCUGGGAAUUGCCACAGGAGAAAUCCUGGAUUUUUUUUUCUCUCUCUCUCUUUUCUGAGAUUGAUUUUAGUCAGCUUUAUGUAAAUGCUUUAUUCACACACAAAAUACGUGAAAAGCGGGAUUCCCCCGCGUAACGCCGUGGUUCCCAGCCUCGGGCCGGACCCAGCCGCCCUCACAGCCGCCGGCCGGAGCCCUUUGAAAGCCCGGCGGCCCGGAGCCGCCCGGUGUUUUUUUUCCAGCACGCUUUUGUUCAGCGUGGAGCCACCCUCCCGCCGAACAAAGGGCCUUCCAGCCGGGAGAACUUGGACCGGGUUCAACCUCGACAAGCAAACCGCUUCGUUCCUGCGGAGCCAACCUCACGGCUGCGCCAAGCUCACCCUCCGGCGCCGUGAGGGUUGGUCCCCGGCCCCAGGCACGCCUUCACGGCUAUUUGUGACCGGGACACAGACACCACCUCGAGGUCUGGACACCUCAGCGUGCGAGGAGACGGCCCGAGCCUGACCCGGACGAGUCCCGGAGGUGCCUGCCCGUGCGGUGCCCAGCGGCAGAGCUGCUGCGGGAUUCGAACCCUCAACGCCGCGGGAGGCUCGCGGGAGGCCUCUCUCUCUCCCCCCCUCCCACCGCGCCCCGCCCCGCCUGCUGGGGUCGCUGUGUCGGCCGCGCUCCCCGCUGGCGGGGCCGCGAUCUCUGAGUCACGCGCUUCGUGAUUGGGCGACCGCUUCCCGCCGGCCAAUGGGAGGCGGCCUCUUGCGCCGACGCGACGCCCGCCGCGGGCGCCAUCUUGCCGCCGGCCGGGGUAGCGGGAGCAGUGAGCCGUGCCGCGCCAUGCCGCACUACCAGGCCUGGGAGGAGUUCACCCGCGCCGCCGAGAAGCUCUACCUCGCCGACCCCAUGAAGGUGCGGGUUGUUCUCAAAUACCGACACUGCGAUGGGAACCUCUGUAUCAAAGUAACGGAUGAUGUAGCUUGUCUGCUAUAUAGAACAGACCAAGCACAAGACGUAAAGAAGAUCGAGAAAUUCCAUAGCCAGCUAAUGCGACUCAUGGUGUCUAAGGAAUCCCGCAGUGCUGCCAUGGAAACAGACUGAAUUGCUGAAAAGAAAAUGAAUGCUCCAGUCAUAUUUCACUGGAAGAAAAUAUCUCUGAAUUGAAUGAAUAGUGGGACAGGAGAUGCUUCUAUGUACUGAAGUGGACAAGCUGACAAGUCUGAAGUAUUUUCUUCCCCAGACUCCACUUUGGAAAACUAUGAAAAUAAAUGCUUUCAAUCGAAAGCUUAUAUUUAUUUUUGGGAAUUGAACAAGAAACUAUUCUUACACACUAAGUAUGUUAAGAAGACAAAUCUUUACAAAUGUAUAGUACUUCUGCCUGAUUUUGAUGGCCCACAUGUGUAUUUCUGGAAAGUUGUGAUAAAAUUUCAUAUAGAUUUCAUUGUGUUCAAAUGUUAUGCUGAUGUAUUCUUACAGUGAGGUUUAUUAACCGAAUACUGUAGCAUGAUGACUGGAUCUAAUAAAUAUUUACGUAAAUGAUAUAUUUGGGGGGGGGGAGGGUAGAAGAAUGGGUGUUUUCUGAAUUGAAAUGUUAAAAUUGCCAAUGUAUACUAACGCUGUCACUAGCAGGAUUUUAGAUCUUUGUAUUGAUCUUGGUCAUAUGUUGUGUAACAUUAUCAGUGGUGCAGUCUGUAGAACUGUUAUUGGCUAAAUAAUUAAACUUCUCUAUUUAAAACC
This is a messenger RNA of Cygnus olor (mute swan), 1902 nucleotides long. RefSeq names its product signal recognition particle 9 (gene SRP9). The record is from RefSeq and is a predicted model, not a curated record. Lineage: Eukaryota; Metazoa; Chordata; Aves; Anseriformes; Anatidae. Gene Ontology annotation, cellular component: signal recognition particle, endoplasmic reticulum targeting. Gene Ontology annotation, molecular function: 7S RNA binding. Bases 913 to 1266 code for a protein of 117 amino acids. Gene Ontology annotation, biological process: SRP-dependent cotranslational protein targeting to membrane. The transcript is spliced from 3 exons.